GCUCCGCCUUCCAGGAGGCACAGGACGUGGGUGGUGGCCCCAAGGGAGGAAGGCAACGAGGGGAGAAGGCCGUUGCCCCAUGGGCGCGUGAAGUUGGGGGCGGCUGCACGUGUGAUGGGUGUUGAUGGCCACCGGGACCGACGUGAGAGUCAGAGGAACAAUGUGUCGGGAAGCCUACAGGCAAAGUAUUGGGCUUGGCAGCGAAAGAACAACCCGAGAACGUGGCCUGCUACGACAGGGAGGUUGGAGGCAGCCCCCUCCCAGCAAGGAAGUUCUCUCUCUACUAGUAACAGUUCUUUGGCUUCCCUUGCAGAACCCUCUUCCAUUAUGUCACAGAAUGGAUACUUGGAGGAUGCAGGCUACCUCGUGUGUGACACAGAUGAUGCCUCUGAAAUCCAAGAGGAGAGCCCGGGGGAAGAGGCCUUCGACACAGUCCACUCCUCCACCUUUGAUUCUGGCGAGAGCAUCCGUUUUUUUGUAAACAUCAACCUUGAGGUGCCGCCCACCCAGGCUGCUGAGAAUGAAUCGACUGGUGGCUGUGGGCUCCUCCACACCUCCCGAAAGUACCUGAAGUUAAAGAACUUUGAGGAGGAGAUCCGUGCGCAACGGGACCUAGAUGGCUUCCUGGCACGGGCCAGCAUCAUCCUGAAUGAGACGGCCACCUUGCUGGAUGACGUGCUGCGGGCCAUGGUGCUCCGCAUAGCCCAUGAUCCCCACAACUUUGAACCUGACUGCAACUUGGACCAGCUUAUGUCCAUGCUCUUCACUGAUGCUGGGGCCCCCAUGGAGGGCAAAGUUCACCUGCUGUCAGACACCAUCCGCGGAGUCACUGCCACAGCCACAGGGGUGCAGUACCAGCAGUCAUGGCUCUGCAUCAUCUCUACCUCCAAGUCCCUACAGAGGCGGCACGUAUGCAUCAGCCGCCUGGUUCGCCCGCAGAACUGGGGGGAGAACUCCUGUGAGGUGCGGUUCGUCAUCCUGGUGCUGACCCCACCCAAGAUGAAAAGCACCAAGACUGCGAUGGAGGUGGGGCGCACCUUUGCCACCAUGUUCUUGGACAUCAGCUUCCGCCAGAAGCUCCUGAAGACCCGCACAGAGGAAGAGUUCAAGGAGGCCCUGGUGCAUCAGAGACAACUGCUCACCAUGGUGAACCAGGUCCCAAACGUCGUCAUAAAGGGCUACAGUACAAGCUCCAUCAGCUUUCAAAGACCCCAGAAGUCCCUGCAGCACAAAGAUUUUCUCCCUGUGGGAAAGGGCAUCCGGGAGGACUUGGCCCGCAGGUUCCCUGUGUACCCACUGGACUUCACUGAUGGCAUUAUCGGGAAAAACAGGGCUGUGGGCAAGUACAUCACCACCACCCUGUUCCUGUACUUUGCCUGUGUCCUGCCCACGAUCGCUUUUGGGUCCCUCAACGAUGAGAACACUAAUGGGGCCAUCGAUGUGCAAAAGACUGUGGCUGGGCAGAGCAUCGGAGGCCUCUUGUAUGCGCUCUUCUCCGGGCAGCCGCUGGUGGUGCUGCUGACAACCGCGCCCCUGGCCCUCUACAUUCAUGUGAUCCGUGGCAUCUGUGACGACUACAAUCUGGACUUCAACACCUUCUAUGCAUGGACGGGCCUGUGGAACAGCUUCUUCCUUGUACUUUAUGCCCUAUUCAACCUCAGCCUGAUCAUGAGUCUUUUCAAGAGGUCAACAGAAGAGAUCAUUGCCUUGUUCAUUUCCAUCACAUUCAUGCUGGAUGCUAUCAAGGGCAUGGUCAAAAUCUUCCAGAAGUACUAUCAUGGCAACAACGUUGGGAACCAGCAAAGAGAUUAUUUCCUGAAGAGCCUGCUGGGCCUAGGCACCAGCCUCAACACCAGCUUCCACACCACCCUCAACAGCAGCCUCCUGGCCAGCUCAUCGGAGCUGACCUCAGCAAGCAGCCAUUCCACUGAGUCCCCACACCGGGACACUGCCGUGCUCAGCCUCCUCAUCAUGCUGGGCACGCUGUGGCUGGGCUACACCCUCUACCAAUUCAAGAAGAGCCCCUACCUGCACCCCUACAUGCGGGAGAUCCUGUCAGACUGUGCCUUGCCCAUCUCCGUGCUCACCUUCUCCCUCAUUUGCUCCUAUGGCUUCCGGGAAAUUAAGAUGAGCAAGUUCCGCUACAACCCCAAGGAGAGCCUGUUUAAGAUAGCUGAGAUGCACUCGCUGACCCUGGGGGCCAUCGGCAGUGCCAUGGGCCUCGGCUUCCUGCUCUCCCUGCUCUUCUUCAUCGAGCAGAACCUGGUGGCUGCCUUGACGAACGCACCAGAGAACAGACUGGCAAAGGGCACGGCCUACCACUGGGACCUCUUGCUCAUCGCCAUCAUCAACGUGGGGCUGUCUAUGUUUGGGAUGCCUUGGAUCCAUGCUGCCUACCCCCACUCCCCAAUGCAUGUGCGGGCACUGGCUCUGGUGGAAGAGCGCGUGGAGAAUGGGCACAUUUAUGAGACGAUCAUGAAUGUGAGGGAGACGCGUCUGACCACCCUGGGCGCCAGCAUCCUGGUGGGCUUCUCCCUCCUGAUGCUGCCCUUCCCACUGCAGUGGAUCCCCAAGCCUGUGCUCUACGGCCUCUUCCUCUACAUUGCCCUCACCUCCAUCGACGCCAACCAGCUCUUUGAGCGUUUGGCCCUGCUGCUCAAGGACCAGGCCUCGUACCCACCUACCCAUUAUAUCCGGAGGGUGCCUCAGAGGACGAUACACUACUUCACGGGCCUGCAGGUCCUGCAGCUGCUGCUGCUCUGUGUCUUUGGCAUGAGCCCCCUGCCCUACAUGAAGAUGAUCUUCCCCCUCAUCAUGAUUGCCAUGAUCCCCAUCCGCUACAAGCUGCUGCCCCGAAUCAUUGAAGCCAAAUACUUGGAUGCCAUGGAUGCUGAGCACUGAGCCUCUGACUGGCAGGCCCUGGCCACACCCCAUU
Molossus molossus (Pallas's mastiff bat) is the source of this 2935-nucleotide messenger RNA. It is a transcript of the gene SLC4A11, whose product is annotated as solute carrier family 4 member 11. The transcript is spliced from 21 exons. Gene Ontology annotation, molecular function: solute:inorganic anion antiporter activity. Gene Ontology annotation, biological process: transmembrane transport; monoatomic ion homeostasis; monoatomic anion transport. The record is from RefSeq and is a predicted model, not a curated record. Lineage: Eukaryota; Metazoa; Chordata; Mammalia; Chiroptera; Molossidae. Gene Ontology annotation, cellular component: plasma membrane; basolateral plasma membrane. The coding region runs from base 115 to 2901 and encodes 928 amino acids.